This is a messenger RNA of Seriola dumerili (greater amberjack), 1554 nucleotides long. It is a transcript of the gene slc18a2, whose product is annotated as solute carrier family 18 member A2. The coding region runs from base 1 to 1554 and encodes 517 amino acids. Gene Ontology annotation, biological process: xenobiotic transport; aminergic neurotransmitter loading into synaptic vesicle; transmembrane transport. NCBI's taxonomy places the organism in Eukaryota, Metazoa, Chordata, Actinopteri, Carangiformes, Carangidae. Gene Ontology annotation, cellular component: synaptic vesicle membrane; terminal bouton. The transcript is spliced from 15 exons. Gene Ontology annotation, molecular function: xenobiotic transmembrane transporter activity; serotonin:sodium:chloride symporter activity. The record is from RefSeq and is a predicted model, not a curated record.
AUGGGAAGGUUAGACGAGCUUCGGCAGUUUAAUUUGAUCAAAUGGCUCAGAGAAGAGCGACAGUCGAGGAAACUGAUUCUCUUCAUCGUUUUCGUCGCUCUACUGCUGGACAACAUGUUGCUGACUGUAGUCGUUCCCAUCAUCCCCAGCUACCUGUACAAUCUGGAUGAGACGGCAGAUGUGGUGUUGAAGAACAACAGCCUGAUGCAGCAGGAUUCUCCACGAGCCUUCCACAGCAUUGUGUCCCUAUAUGACAACACUGUGAGGUUGUCAGGCUCCAACGCCACAGCCAGAUCUACUGAUCUGGUCCCUACCACCCCUGCUGCUGCGGAACUGCCACAGAACUCCUCUGACUGCCCCCAGUCCACAAGCAAACUGCUCAACGAGAACGUCAAAGUGGGAAUGCUGUUUGCAUCCAAGGCCACUGUACAGCUCCUCACCAACCCCUUUAUAGGCCCACUGACAAAUAGAAUUGGAUACCAACUUCCCAUAUUUGCCGGCUUCUGUAUCAUGUUCCUCUCCACCAUCAUGUUCGCCUUUUCAUCGAGCUACGCUCUGCUGUUUCUGGCCAGAUCGCUUCAAGGUGUAGGCUCCUCCUGCUCCUCUGUGGCAGGGAUGGGAAUGCUUGCUAGUGUGUACACGAAUGACGAGGAGAGAGGUCAUGCAAUCGGCAUUGCCCUGGGAGGUCUAGCACUGGGAGUGUUGGUUGGACCCCCGUUCGGCAGUGUGAUGUACGAGUUUGUGGGGAAGACUGCUCCUUUCCUUAUCCUGGCAUUCCUGGCUGUGUUUGAUGGAGCUCUGCAGCUGUUUGUCCUUCAGCCGACCAAGGUUGAACCAGAGAGUCAGAAGGGGACACCACUGCUGACCCUGAUGAAGGAUCCAUACAUUCUGAUCGCAGCAGGUGCCAUUUGUUUUGGAAAUAUGGCCAUAGCCAUGAUGGAGCCAACACUGCCGAUCUGGAUGAUGGAGACCAUGUGUGCCAGGAAAUGGCAGCUAGGCGUCGCUUUCUUACCAGCGUCCAUCUCCUAUCUUAUUGGAACCAACAUCUUCGGCACAUUGGCACACAAGAUGGGGAGAUGGCUUUGUGCUCUGAUUGGAAUGGUGGUGGUUGGGAUCAGUGUAAUAUGUGUUCCAUUUGCUGGAGACAUCUAUGGUCUGAUUCUUCCAAACUUUGGUGUCGGCUUUGCCAUUGGCAUGGUGGACUCCUCCAUGAUGCCUAUAAUGGGUUACCUGGUGGACCUGCGGCAUGUGUCUGUGUAUGGAAGUGUGUAUGCCAUUGCUGAUGUGGCCUUCUGCAUGGGCUUUGCUUUAGGUCCGUCUAUAGGAGGAUCCAUAGCUGAGAGUAUCGGCUUCCCCUGGCUCAUGACCAUCAUUGGAGUAGUGGAUAUUUUCUUUGCUCCACUUUGCCUCUUUCUCAGGAAUCCACCAGGUCAAGAAGAGAAAAUUGCCAUUUUGAUGGACUCCAACUGCUCAAUGAAGACGAUGUCCUACUCCACACAAGGGACAUGUUAUCAGGGUGAAAACAUGGAUCCAGAAUAUGAUGACUAUGAUUAG